Molecule: messenger RNA, 900 nt
Organism: Aureobasidium vineae
Lineage: Eukaryota; Fungi; Ascomycota; Dothideomycetes; Dothideales; Saccotheciaceae
Source: the annotation of a GenBank genome assembly
AUGGAUUCAUCUCUGCGAAUGCUUGUCAAUGAGUGGCUACGUCUCGAUCAAGAUGUCACCACACGGUCAGAGGUUGAGAAACUUGCCGCCGAGAACAACGUAGCUGAACUCCAACUGCGACUCCUCAAGCGUAUCGCCUUUGGUACUGCUGGAUUGCGUGGAAGGAUGGAGGCCGGCUUCUCACGCAUGAAUUCUCUCACUGUCAUCCAAGCUUCGCAAGGAUUGGCCGAGUACCUGCUCAAGACCAAUCCUAUCGUCAAAACACAAGGUGUCGUUAUCGGAAGAGAUGCCCGUCAUAACUCUAACAAGUUCGCCAAAUUGGUCGCUGCCGUCUUUGUAGCAAAAGCCAUACCCGUCAAAUGGCUGGGCCAAGUACACACCCCGCUUGUACCAUACACUGUCGCAGCCGAUAACGGCUACAAAGUGUACUGGGGAAAUGGGUGCCAGAUCAUUCCGCCACACGACGCUGGCAUUGCUGCAUCCAUUGACGCGAAUUUGGAGCCAAUCACUUGGGAUGUGAACGUUCUUGAGCACGGCAGCCCUCUUGUGACCAAUGCACUCCAGCAGGUUAAGCAAGGUUACAUGGCUACUGUUGCCAAAAUCGCACUGGUCUCGAGCCCGAGUGCAUCUUUGCCCUUUGUCUAUACACCCAUGCAUGGCGUUGGUCUUCCGUUCUUCACGUCGGUAAUAAAGCAGUUGGGGUUGGAAAGCAAGAUGCACAUCGUUCAAGAGCAGGCCCACCCAGAUCCCGACUUCCCAACUGUACGCUUUCCAAAUCCCGAGGAGAAAGGAGCCCUGGAUCUUGCAAAACAAACUGCAGACCAGAACGGUAUCAAUCUGAUUCUGGCAAACGACCCCGACGCCGAUAGGUUUGCAGCUGCAGAGAAGGUGGAUGCCUAA